CCGCACAUCUCGCAUGCGAACACGCGAGCGAACGCACCACGUGCUCCUCCGCAUGUGUACGGCAUGGCGAACUGGACGCAGGAGGACGGAGCUGCGAAACCCGUCGCAAGCCCCGCAGACGUGUCGACGGCAGCGCAGAUAUCCAGUGGAAAUGUCGCGGCGGUUCCGUGUCUCAUCCCGUCGUUCGCGGACGCGGUGAAGCUGCUGAACGCGCGGUACUCGUGUCUGGUGCUGGACUCGCACCGCAGGCACAUCUCACUGUCGCCCGAACACCUGCGGAAGAAACGCACGGGCAUCCGGGAGGAGCUCGCCGCUGAGCUGCUCAAGUACUCCAGCAGUCUGAAAGGUGUUCCUGUGGCGUAUGACGACAUUAAAGUCGUGGGACAGCAUGGAGAUAUUUAUGACGAUCAAGGAUUCAUUCACCUCAACAUCGAGGCGUCGUUCGUGGUCUUCAAACCAAAGAAAGGGUCGAAGCUCGUGGGUGUGAUUAAUAAAAUGGGAGUGGGUCACGUGGGCUGUCUGGUUCACGGCUGCUUUAACGCGUCGGUGGUGAAGCCCAGUCUGCUGAGCUCAGAGCAGUGGAGGGACUGUGGACUGUGUGUCGGACAAAGCCUGGAGUUUGAGGUCUUCCAGCUGGACGCCGAUGCUGCAGGUGUUCUGCUCAUCAGGGGACGGCUGGAGAAGUGCAGAGUGCAAGAGCUCGUGGCCCAAGCCGAACAAAAGGAAACGAUUGUAGAAUCCGCUACAGAACCAGAAUCCACAGAAGACACGAUCGACAGUCCAAAACCCAAGAAGAAGAAGAAGAAAGACAAGCGUGAGAAAGAGUCUCUGAACGACAGCAGCCUGGAGCAAACGUCAGAAAACCAGCAAACCGCUGCCAACACAACCGAGAUAGACCCCAGUGCAAACAGACAUCACAAAGAGAAGAAGAAGAAGAAAGACAAACGGCAGGAGGCGGAUGAGAUCUCGCCCUCUGAGCUCUCGACGAGCGACUCCAGCGGAUACGUGAGCGAGAAAACCAGCAGAACGAGAGCGGCCGAGAGCGACCACGGCCUGCAGGACGCACCGGCCGCCAAAAAGAAGAAAAAGAGCAAGUGAUUACGCCCACAGACUGUUUCAUGAACUAUAAACGAAGAGCCCAACGUGACUGAGAUACUUUAUGUGUGAUUUAUAUUUACAGAAUA
Molecule: messenger RNA, 1184 nt
Organism: Sinocyclocheilus grahami
Lineage: Eukaryota; Metazoa; Chordata; Actinopteri; Cypriniformes; Cyprinidae
Gene: polr1f
Product: RNA polymerase I subunit F
Exons: 4
Coding region: 64-1098 (344 amino acids)
Biological process (GO): DNA-templated transcription; DNA-templated transcription initiation; transcription elongation by RNA polymerase I
Cellular component (GO): RNA polymerase I complex
Source: RefSeq, a predicted model, not a curated record